This is a messenger RNA of Humulus lupulus (European hop), 528 nucleotides long. RefSeq lists its product as uncharacterized. Bases 1 to 528 code for a protein of 175 amino acids. The transcript has a single exon. The record is from RefSeq and is a predicted model, not a curated record. NCBI's taxonomy places the organism in Eukaryota, Viridiplantae, Streptophyta, Magnoliopsida, Rosales, Cannabaceae.
AUGGCGGAGGUGAAAUACACCGAGCAGCUCGAGGUAGCCGAGAAGAAAAACGCUAAGCUACUCGAACAGAAGGCUAAGCUGGUCGAAGAGCUGAAACAACACCAAGCUACUUUGAUCAAAGCCAUCGAAACUAAAGAGAAGUACAAGGAGGAUUCUUUGCUUAAUUAUAAGGAAGCCUCUAAGCUUCAAGAUGAUCUGGUCAUCAGCAGAAAGGAGACUGAGAGGUUGGAGGAACGCGUCAAAGAGCUCGAGGAGACCAAUGCUAGUAACUUGGAUAGGUACAAGGGGGCCACUUUCAGAUGCUUUUAUACGUUCUGGAAGCAUAACCGCGAGGUGGACUUUAGCUAUCUCUCAGAGCGUAUGAGGCAGACUGAGAUAAACAGGUGCCUGGCUCGCCUUGAAGAGGAAGAGCGGGCGAGCGUUCCAGCAUCCCCCGAAAUCUAUUUGGCUACAGGCAUCGAUGGCGUAGAUGAGGAAAUUGGGGCCUCCGUCAACCAGCAAACUCCUCAAGAUCCUUCUACUUCAUAA